Messenger RNA from Seminavis robusta, 831 nucleotides. Lineage: Eukaryota; Bacillariophyta; Bacillariophyceae; Naviculales; Naviculaceae. The record is from the annotation of a GenBank genome assembly.
AUGGCAACUUCGGCUCAAUUGUAUGCCAACUUGGUCUUGACUGACUGUCCACACACCGGAGGAGGUGGUGGAGAUCCCCACUUUGAAACGUGGACCGGACAUCAAAUCUAUGAUUACAUGGGAGCCUGUGACAUGCACUUGAUCCAAGCUCCUCACUUUGCUCCCGGCUUGCCCAUGACUGUGGAUGUCCGUACCAAGAUCUGUCCACGAAACUUCUACUCCUUCAUUGAGUCUGCUGUUGUGCAGAUUGGAGAUGAGACCCUGGAGGUUGGUUCCUUUGGGGAGUACCUGCUGAAUGGAGUGGAAGGGGCUGACAUGCCUGCCUCUAUUGCUGGGUUCGAGGUCAACGUAUUCAAUCCUAACAAGAACUUCCACAUCGUUGAGAUCUACCUUGGUGAAGGGAAGAAGUUUGGCAAUGAGAAGAUUGUUCUCCGUGCCUUCAAGGACAUGGUGACGGUGAGAAUUGAGUAUGCCAGUAAGGAACGCUUCCAUGGCAGCACUGGUAUGAUGGGAGAGUUUGAGACUGGAGUUGUAUUGGCUCGUGACGGUAUCACUCGCUUGGAGGAUCCUAUUGAAAUUGCCAACGAGUGGCAAGUCCGUGAUACCGACCAGAUGCUCUUUGAUUCUGUCAAUGGACCCCAGUACCCUGAAGCUUGUAUCUUGCCUGAUAUGAUUGCAGAACAAGCUGCACGUCGAUUGCGCGGAAACACUGUCUCCAAGGAAGCUGCUGAAAAAGCAUGUGCUCGUUGGUCCCAUGCCAGUCGUGCUGGAUGUGUCACGGAUGUCAUGGCCACUGGGGACUUGGAGUUGGCACAGGCUGGAGGAUUCUAG